AUGACCGGCUUUAUGAAGCUGUUUAAGAAGAAGUCGUCCUCUACUGGAGAGGGCGAUCUGGUGGCCUUGGGCAAGCUGGAGGAGUGCACCGGUCUUGAGAGUACUACUGAGUACUUGGAUGCACAGGAAUUUCAGAGGUCGGAGGAAUUGGACGAGCACAUUAGACAAUGCGCUGACCAAGCCUGUGUGAAAUUAAAAAGCACUGCACUUGAACAAAGCGAGGAAUGGACCGUGUGGAGCGACAAAAAGAAGCUUGCUGUACAGGUCAAGAAAACAUCCGAAUCAAACACCAUUUGCGGACGAGGUACUUACACUUGGAGCGAUGCCCCCACAGGUCUCAAUAUGGAGUUUGUGGAAACCGUGAUGUGGGACGAGAACGCUAAGAAGAAGUAUGACGAGAAUACCGAUUCUAUGGUGUGUUUCUUUACGGUUGAUGAUGACACGAAUUUAACGUGUCAAGCAUUCAAAGGUCGUUUCGGCUUUGCGGGUCGUUACUUUCACGUCGUUAUCCAUCGUCGUCGUGAGACGGAAGGUGAUACGGAUCGCUUGAUCUUGGGUGCUAGAUCACUGGACGAGAACUGGCUGGAGUUGGCUCAUCAGCAUGUGGAUCGUGAUGAGGCGCGGAUCAAGUUGGAUCAGAUUGAAUCAAAGCAGGUACAAGGAUUCGCCUAUGUUGCUGGGAUCGUGAUCGAGCACGAGCGGAAGGAGAACGUGUUCAGGAUUACGUACGUGAAUGAUGCCGAUAUCGUGACUGUCGGUAUUCCUAAAUGGAUCAUAGACCGAGUAAAAUUAGAUCAAUUGUCAGUGGUCAAGAACAUACCCAACGUAAUACUGGAAGCUUGGAACAACCGGGAACAGUCUUGA
Messenger RNA from Gregarina niphandrodes, 864 nucleotides. RefSeq lists its product as hypothetical. The record is from RefSeq and is a predicted model, not a curated record. The transcript is spliced from 3 exons. The coding region runs from base 1 to 864 and encodes 287 amino acids. Lineage: Eukaryota; Apicomplexa; Conoidasida; Eugregarinorida; Gregarinidae.